Molecule: messenger RNA, 4638 nt
Organism: Magnolia sinica
Lineage: Eukaryota; Viridiplantae; Streptophyta; Magnoliopsida; Magnoliales; Magnoliaceae
Product: rDNA transcriptional regulator pol5
Exons: 11
Coding region: 268-4041 (1257 amino acids)
Biological process (GO): regulation of DNA-templated transcription
Cellular component (GO): nucleolus
Molecular function (GO): DNA binding; transcription factor binding
Source: RefSeq, a predicted model, not a curated record
UCCUCUUCUCUCUUCCUCGCUUGCCAUUUUAAGCGGAAAACAAUCCAAACCCUAGACAGCAAAGGAGGUCAGACAGCUUCCUUUUUUUUUUGAACAUUGAAGACAGCUUCUUCUUCUCCAAUUCCAAAACCCUAGCUCAGGAUUGCUUGAUGGAAUGGACUGUCAGUCCAUCAACAUUUGAUGACGGGUAAACGGCCUGAUGAAUGGCCUGGAUCACUGAAAGGUUAAUCUAGGAAGGUUACAAGUAAUUAAGGAAUUCAUACAACAAUGGGUAGAAAGAAGAGAAAUUCUGAUUCUGUUGAAGGUUCCCUGGAUCAAAACGAUGCCCCUGUCGAUGAAGUCCCUCAACGUGAAAAGAAAGCAAGAAAAGAGAAAACAGAAGAGGAGGACGCAGGUGGUGGUACCCCUUGUGUCAUCCCUCACUCCCUCAAACCGAUGGAGAAAAGGAAGAAAAGAAAAACGAUGAUUAAAGAGAGAAACCAGACCAAUUCUAACACCCCAGAGCCAUCAAAAGUUAGAAACUUGAUUAAAGGCCCUGAUGUGUCUCAAGCACCUUCUCCUUCAAGCGUGUUACCUGAGUUCCACGUCGGCGUUUUUAGGGAUCUGGCCUCAGCCGAUUUGUCGGUUAGAGAAUCAGCUGCUGAAGCAUUGGUAACAGAACUGUGGAGUGUCCAGAAGGUGUAUCAGAAGCUGGGAAAGAAAGGAUCAAAUGAGGAUGAGGCACAGUUAGAAGCUGAGAAAGAUGAUGGUUUGAAGAACUGCGCACCGUCGUUGAGAUAUGCGAUUCGAAGACUUAUCCGUGGAGUUUCUUCUUCCAGAGAGUGUGCAAGACAAGGGUUUGCAUUGGGGUUGACGGUCAUUGUUGGCACAAUUCCAAGCAUCAAGGUGGACUCUCUGAUGAAACUGAUAGUUGAUUUACUAGAGGUUUCAUCAUCAAUGAAGGGUCAGGAAGCAAGGGAUUGCCUUUUAGGUCGCCUGUUUGCUUAUGGAGCUCUUGCUAGAUCUGGGCGAAUAUCUGACGAGUGGAUUUCUGAUAGCAACACCCCUACUGUCAAGGAGUUCAUUGGCCAUGUUAUCUCCCUUGCUGCCAAGAAGCGGUACUUGAGGGAGCCAGCUGUAUCAGUGGUGUUGGAGUUGGUCGAAAAGUUGCCUGUUGAAGCCUUGUUGAGCCAAGUUCUUGAAGCUCCGGGAAUGCAUGAUUGGUUCCAAAGUGCCACCGAUAUUGGAAAUCCAGAUGCAUUGUUUUUAGCCUUGAAGAUCCGAGAAAAGAUCGCUGUGGACAGUGAAGCUUGGAGCAAACUUUUGCCAUUUCCAUUCAGUCCCAACAACCUGUUCACUGUUGACCACUUGUCUUCCCUCAGUUCUUGUUUUAAGGAAUCAACCUUCUGUCAGCCUCGAGUUCACAGUGUGUGGCCUAUGUUGGUCAAUAUUCUUGUACCAGAUAUUGCAUCACAAGAGGAAGAUGUUUCCUCAGGAUCAAGUUCCAAUAAAAAGCACAAGAGGAGUCGGAGAUGUAGCUCUUCUGAAGAAGACAUUACCAAUAAUAUCCGCUACUUUUGUGAAGUUGUCAUUGAAGGAUGCCUCCUUAUGUCUUCUCAUGAUCGCAAGCACUUGGCCUUUGAUGUACUGCUACUUCUCCUCCCAAGAUUGCCCACAUCUUGUGUUCAUAUUAUACUCUCUCACAAGCUUGUCCAUUGCCUGAUGGAUAUCCUCUCAACUAAUGACUCCUGGCUAUACAAGGCUGCACAAUUCUUUCUAAAGGAAGUAUCAAACUGGAUCAGUAACGAUGAUGAUCGCCGAGUUGCAGUUGUUGUAGCCUUACAGAAACACAGCAGUGGGAAAUUUGAUUGUGUCACGCGAUCACAUACAGUUAAAGAUUUGGUUGCCGAGUUCAAGACGGGCUCGGGUUGCAUGCAGUUUGUCCAAAGCUUGAUGAACAUGUUUGUAGAUGAAGGGCGCCCGGAAGACGAACCUUCCGAUCAGAGCCAGACAACGGAUGAAAAUUCGGAGAUGGGUUCGUCGGAGGACAAGGAUUCUGGGACAACAUCAGGGAAUUCAGAUUUCCUCAAGAAUUGGGUUAUUGAUUCCCUGCCUCGUGUUUUGAAAAAUUUGAGACUGGAUUUUGAAGCAAAGUCCUGGGUGCAGAAAGAAAUAAUGAAAUUUUUAGCCGUGCAGGGCUUAUUCUCUGCGUCUCUAGGCACUGAAGUGACGUCGUUCGAGCUGCAGGAAAAGUUCAAAUGGCCACAGAUAGCCACCUCAACUGCUUUGUGCAAAAUGUGUAUUGAGCAGCUUCAGUUGCUACUGGCAGAUGCUCAAAGAGGAGAGGGGUCACAGGCUGUUUCUAGCGGCCUUGAGUCGAAUGAUCUGGGAUCGUACUUUAUGCGCUUCCUUGGCACACUAUGCAAUAUCCCUUCAGUUUCACUUUUUAGACCGUUGAGUAAUGAGGAUGAGAAGGCAUUCAAGAAAUUGCAAGCUAUGGACACUCGGCUUUCCCGGGAGGAAUGGAAUAAUGGACCUGGAGCUGAUGCAAAUAAAGUGCACGCACUGCGUUACUUGCUUAUCCAGUUGCUGCUGCAAGUCCUUCUCCGGCCGGGGGAAUUCUCCGAAGCUGCCUCUGAACUAGUUAUAUGUUGCAAGAAAGCCUUCGCUGCUCCUGCGCUUCUUGAUUCCUCAGGGGAAGAAGAUGAAUUUGAUGAUAAUGGGAUGCCAGAGCUGAUGGAUGUUCUUGUUGAUACUCUGCUUUCCUUGUUGCCUCAAUCGUCUGGCCCUAUGUGUUUUGCUGUUGAGCAGGUUUUCAGGUUCUUCUGUGAUGACAUUACAGAUGCCGGUCUGCUUCAAAUGUUACGUGUCAUAAAGAAAGAUCUGAAACCCGCCCGACAUCAGGCCAUGGACAAUGUAGCUGAUGAUGAUGAUGAGGAUCUUCUUGGGAUCGAAGAAGCAGAGGAUGAGACUGAUGAAGCUGAUGCAGCUGAAACUGGUGAUAGUGAUGACCAUGCGGAUGACUCCGAGGAAAUGCCUAGAGUGGAGCAGAAAGUGGAAGAGCAUCCAGCGUCUGAUGAUUCGGACGGAGGCAUGGAUGAUGAUGCCAUGUUCCGGAUGGAUUCUUACCUUGCUCAAAUGUUCAAGGAGCGGAAAAACUCGAUGGGGAGUGAGACUGCUCAUUCCCAGCUUGUGCUCUUCAAACUUCGUGUCCUCUCACUGCUGGAAAUAUAUCUACAUAGGAACCCAGGCAAGCCGCAGGUUUUGACGAUCUUCUCAUAUCUAGCUCAGGCAUUCGUGAAUUCACAUGUUGCAGAAGGUAGCAAGCAGCUCGGACAGCGAAUUGGAGCAAUUUUACAAAGGAAAAUACUAAAGGCAAAGGAAUACCCAAAGGAUAAAGAGAUUCAGCUCUCUACACUUGAAUCUAUGCUAGAGAAGAGCCUGAAAUCGGCCUCUCGCACCCGUCACAAAUUGGUUGCUUCUUUUGCUCAGAAUUCGACAUUUUGGAUAUUGAAAAUCAUCCAGGCGAGAAAUUUUCCCAAGCCUGAAUUGCAGAAGGUGUUGGAGAUCUUCCAGCACAUACUGGUGGACUAUUUCGACAGCAAGAAGUGCCGGUUAAAGUCUGGAUUCGUGAAAGAGGUGUUCCGGCGGUACCCGUGGGUUGCACAUGAGCUCUUCCGCUUCCUUUUGGAGAAGUGUGGGAGUGCGAAAUCAGAGUACAGACGGGUUGAAGCGCUUGAUCUGGUGAACAGAGUGCUGAAAUCGUGCAUUCCUGGCAAGGGAGACGGUGACAAGGAGAGGGCGAGUGCAUUGAAGUUUUGGAAGGCUCAUCUCUCAUCACUCUGUGAUCUGAUCCAACGGCUGCUGAGCAAGCAGCUAGAGAAGCAGUCACGUCGGGCGGAGGUGCGGCGGUUCUGCAGCAGGACUUUGGAUGCAGUCUUGUUGCUUAAACUAGAUAAGCCAUUUGUCGAGGCCUUGAAGCCGGAUGCUUAUGCUGCCUGCGAGUCUCAACUGGGCGACCUGUUUCUUCCUUUCAAGAAGCUGGGAAAGCAAAAGGGUUGAUGAGAGAGAAGCCGUGGGGCCCAUUGAUGGAAUCACCACGGCCUAUGAAUAUACUGUCUGCGAGUAAUUUGAUCCGUGCAAUCUGAGCCACCAGCUUGCAAAUAGGGCGUUUGGGCCCAUUGUUGCAUGCCAUCACGGUCCAGACAUUUUUGCCUGUGGGCUGCAGAUGCAAUUCCCAGAAGAAAAAACUAGAGCAAAUGUCUUCAUUCAAAUGGGCGAAAGUGGUUCAAUCAGAUGAACCGAUGGUCGACUACUGGAGGAAUGAUGAGCCUAUCCAAGCAAAGCGAUUUUUUGUGCUGUGGCCCAAUGUUGCAGUGGUCCACUACUGGAGGAAUGAUGAAUGGUCAUGAUCCUGUUGUUGGCAUGGUCCAGUCACUGCAGUUCUGAGUGAGGUUCCACACCGAGCUUCUGGUAGUAUCUUUUUUCUUUCAAAUUUCAAAGAACAUGUAGUUAUAAUAGAGAGUUGGAUAUACCCGAUCAAGAAUUCCCAUAUGGCCUAGUGAUGAAUAGAGCAUCAUUCGGGCAGUAAUACAAUCGUUGUAUUUCACCACCAUUCUGAAGUAGUAAAGCUUACCCAUAUCGCUUGGGCUGGUUUGA